This is a messenger RNA of Pipistrellus nathusii (Nathusius's pipistrelle), 2457 nucleotides long. Lineage: Eukaryota; Metazoa; Chordata; Mammalia; Chiroptera; Vespertilionidae. The record is from the annotation of a GenBank genome assembly.
AUGGAGUCUGAGCAGCUGUUCCAUAGAGGCUACUAUAGAAACAGCUACAACAGUAUAACAAGCGCAAGUAGCGAUGAGGAACUUUUAGAUGGAGCAGGUGUGAUUAUGGACUUUCAAACUUCUGAGGAUGACAAUUUGUUAGAUGGGGACACAGUAGUUGGAACUCAUUACACAAUGACAAAUGGAGGCAGCAUUAACAGUUCUACACAUUUACUGGAUCUUUUGGAUGAACCAAUUCCAGGCGUUGGUACAUAUGAUGAUUUCCAUACUAUUGAUUGGGUCCGAGAGAAAUGUAAAGACAGAGAAAGGCAUAGACGGAUCAACAGCAAAAAGAAAGAAUCAGCAUGGGAAAUGACGAAAAGCUUGUAUGAUGCGUGGUCAGGAUGGCUAGUGGUAACACUGACAGGAUUGGCAUCCGGGGCAUUGGCUGGAUUAAUAGACAUUGCUGCUGAUUGGAUGACUGACCUAAAGGAAGGAAUUUGCUUUAAUGCUUUGUGGUACAACCAUGAACAGUGUUGCUGGGGAUCUAGUGAAACAACAUUUGAGGAAAGGGAUAAAUGUCCACAGUGGAAAACAUGGGCAGAGUUAAUUAUAGGUCAAGCAGAGGGUCCUGGUUCUUACAUCAUGAACUACAUAAUGUACAUCUUCUGGGCCUUGAGUUUUGCCUUUCUUGCUGUUUCUUUGGUAAAGGUAUUUGCUCCAUAUGCCUGUGGCUCUGGAAUUCCAGAGAUUAAAACUAUUCUGAGUGGAUUCAUCAUCAGAGGUUACUUGGGAAAGUGGACUUUAAUGAUUAAAACCAUCACAUUAGUACUGGCUGUGGCAUCAGGAUUGAGCUUAGGAAAAGAAGGCCCCCUGGUACAUGUUGCCUGUUGUUGUGGAAAUAUUUUUUCCUACCUCUUUCCAAAGUACAGCACAAAUGAAGCUAAAAAGAGGGAGGUGCUCUCAGCUGCCUCAGCUGCAGGUGUUUCUGUGGCUUUUGGUGCACCGAUUGGAGGAGUUCUUUUUAGCCUAGAAGAGGUUAGCUAUUAUUUUCCUCUUAAAACUUUAUGGAGAUCAUUUUUUGCUGCUUUAGUUGCUGCAUUUGUUUUGAGAUCCAUUAAUCCAUUUGGUAAUAGCCGUCUGGUCCUUUUUUAUGUGGAGUAUCAUACACCAUGGUACCUUUUUGAACUAUUUCCUUUUAUUCUCCUCGGGGUAUUUGGAGGGCUUUGGGGAGCCUUUUUUAUUAGGGCAAAUAUAGCUUGGUGUCGUCGACGCAAAUCCACCAAAUUUGGAAAGUAUCCUGUCCUUGAAGUCAUUAUUGUUGCAGCCAUCACUGCUGUGAUAGCUUUCCCUAAUCCAUAUACUAGACUCAACACCAGUGAACUGAUUAGAGAGCUUUUUACAGACUGUGGGCCCCUGGAAUCCUCUUCUCUUUGUGACUACAGAAAUGACAUGAAUGCCAGCAAAAUCGUUGAUGAUAUUCCUGAUCGUCCAGCAGGCGUUGGAGUAUAUUCAGCUAUAUGGCAAUUAUGCUUAGCACUCAUAUUUAAAAUCAUAAUGACAGUAUUCACUUUUGGUAUCAAGGUUCCGUCAGGUCUGUUCAUCCCCAGCAUGGCCAUUGGAGCGAUUGCAGGGAGGAUUGUGGGCAUUGCAGUGGAGCAGCUUGCGUAUUAUCACCACGACUGGUUUAUCUUUAAGGAGUGGUGUGAGGUUGGGGCUGACUGCAUUACUCCUGGCCUCUAUGCCAUGGUUGGUGCUGCCGCGUGCUUAGGUGGAGUGACAAGGAUGACCGUCUCCCUGGUGGUUAUUGUUUUUGAGCUCACUGGAGGCCUGGAAUAUAUUGUCCCCCUUAUGGCUGCAGUGAUGACCAGUAAAUGGGUUGGAGAUGCCUUUGGCAGGGAAGGCAUUUACGAAGCGCACAUUCGGUUAAAUGGAUACCCUUUCUUGGAUGCAAAAGAAGAAUUCACUCAUACCACCCUGGCUGCUGAUGUCAUGAGACCUCGAAGGAAUGAUCCUCCCUUAGCUGUCCUGACACAAGACAAUAUGACAGUGGAUGACAUAGAAAACAUGAUUAAUGAAACCAGCUACAAUGGCUUUCCUGUCAUAAUGUCAAAAGAAUCUCAGAGACUAGUAGGAUUUGCCCUCAGAAGAGACCUGACAAUUGCAAUAGAAAGUGCCAGAAAGAAACAAGAAGGUAUCGUGGGCAGCUCCCGCGUGUGCUUUGCACAGCACACCCCAUCCCUGCCCGCAGAAAGCCCUCGGCCCUUGAAGCUCCGCAGCAUCCUUGACAUGAGCCCUUUCACCGUGACGGACCACACCCCCAUGGAGAUCGUGGUGGACAUUUUCCGAAAGCUGGGCCUGAGGCAGUGCCUUGUAACUCACAAUGGGCGCCUCCUUGGCAUUAUAACAAAAAAAGAUAUCCUCCGUCAUAUGGCCCAGACGGCAAACCAAGACCCCGCUUCGGUAAUGUUCAACUGA